This is a messenger RNA of Saitoella complicata NRRL Y-17804, 1436 nucleotides long. Its product is annotated as Phytochelatin-domain-containing protein. The transcript has 2 exons. Gene Ontology annotation, molecular function: metal ion binding; glutathione gamma-glutamylcysteinyltransferase activity. Gene Ontology annotation, biological process: detoxification of copper ion; cellular detoxification of cadmium ion; response to metal ion. NCBI's taxonomy places the organism in Eukaryota, Fungi, Ascomycota, Saitoellomycetes, Saitoellales, Saitoellaceae. The record is from RefSeq and is a predicted model, not a curated record. The coding region runs from base 238 to 1371 and encodes 377 amino acids.
AAUUCGCCCCCGAAGACAAAACACUACUCCAGAAAUCGACAUCCUCUAAGGUUCUUGGGACAGAAGGCCGGUUUGGCAUCGAAUACAGUCGUUCGUCGUCUUGCUUCCAUUCACCCUUCUGGGUUGAGUCGCCUGCUUCGACCGUCCUCUACAUCGUUGACAGCACUUCCUCGGGCCAGAAACCUACAUUCCUCUCCCGCUAUCUCUGCCGCCGCUCUUGUCUUGACCCCACACAAGAUGCCCGCACCAGCACCACCCUCAUCCUCCUUCUACAAACGCUCCCUUCCCGCCUCCUGCAUCCCCUUUGACUCACCCGACGGGAAAAAGUUCUUCGCCAAAGCCCUCGUCGAGGGCACCAUGGAAUCUUACUUCCCCCUUGCCCAACAAUUCCUCACCCAAAACGAACCAGCAUACUGCGGCAUCGGAACCCUCUGCAUGAUCCUAAACGCCCUCAACGUCGACCCCGGCCGACAAUGGAAAGGACCCUGGCGGUGGUACGAACAAGAGAUGUUGGAUUGUUGUCGGCCGCUGGCCGAUAUCAAGGAGAGUGGGAUUACGCUUGCUGAGUUUGCGUGUUUGGCGAAGUGUAAUUCGUUGCAUGAGAGGACGCAUUAUGCUACUUCGACGAGUUUGGAGCAGUUUAGGAGGGAUAUUGAGUUGGCGUCGACGACGCCAUCGGUGCAUAUGGCUAUCUCGUAUUCGAGGAAGGCACUCUCACAAACUGGCACGGGCCAUUUCUCGCCAAUAGGUGGUUACUCCCGGAAAGAUGACAUGGUCCUCGUACUGGACGUCGCACGGUUCAAGUACCCAUGUUACUGGGUGUCAGUGGAGCUGCUAUGGAAGGCGCUUGCUGAGGUUGACCCGGUCAGUGGUGUCAGUAGGGGAUACUCUAUCCUCUCACCUAACUCGCUGAAGGAGGCUUCGAGCGGAGCGCUGGUGACCCUGAACUUCAACAAGAGUACCUGGUCACGGUUUGUGCGACACAUGCCAAAGACCUCAGACGUACACGAUCUGCUGUAUUACGUCAAAUCAUCCGGUGUCAUCCCCGUUAGUGAACGAGCCGUGCAACAAGGCCAGGACGCAAUCGCCUACGCAGAGGAAUGGAGACGCCUACGGACCGUAUGCAAGAAAUCACCAGUAUACGAAACAAUCCAAGAAUCAGGAGACGACCAAUCAACAGCUCUGACGACCCUAUUCAUCCGAGCCCUCCAAAGAUACCGCGGAGAACCCGCCCUCAUCCAAGAAAAAGGCAUGGAAAGCGUCGUGGACUUCCUUGUCAGCCAAAUGAGGAACCUAGAAAAAUGCUGUAAAGACGAAGAAGCAGAAGGAGGGUGUGAAUGUAUCAUCACUGGCUUCCAGAAAUGCCAUUGAUCCGUAGAAUAUUUGGAAUUAGAUUAUAGAUUAAUUCACGCGUGCCUGAACAAUUAAUGCCAUGC